UCACAGAGACAGAGGUACCUCACUUGAGCGUCAUGCUGAUGAUUCAUGGCACGCUGGUGGCAGUGUACGACAUAGACAGCAGUCACAAAUCUACGAAGAUCCCAGUGGAACUUCGUGAAGUAGUUUUCAACGGUGUUCAUGGAUUAAUCUACAAAGGCGUGUUAACUAAAAGUAAUGAGUGUGUCGCUGUCAAGCAUAUCCAACUCGAUGUCCCGCAACAACAGCGUGAUUCCCAAAUUCGACGUUUAAAAGCGAAUUUCGAUUUCACUGCCAAUUUGCAUCAUCGCAGUCUGCUACGCCAGAUUCAUCAUCAGGAAUCCCAGCAGGGCAGAAAUGCGGAUGAUGAGCCUGGAAUAUAUGAAGUCAUCACUGAGUUCUUCCAAGGGGGCAUUCUUCACGAUUUCGUCAGUACGAACACUGUAUCCGCUCUGCAGCUGCAAGACAUAGUUGGCCAGAUAGUCGCCGGUUUAGACUAUCUGCAUGGACAGAACUAUGCUCACGGCGACGUCCGGGGCGCCAACAUAAUGAUCUCGGUGGACGGACUGGGCUCUCCCCGUGUGAAAAUCACCGGCAUGGGCCAUAUAACCGACGCGCUGGAUCGCGGCGGCGAAGCGGCGUCGGAGCGGGGAUAUAUGCUGUUUGUGCCGCCCGAACGGAUCCGACUUGAGUGCACCGCUCCCGCAUCCCCGGAGAAAUCCCGGAAACUGGCCAUGCGCGGCGAUGUGUGGAGUCUGGGUUGUGUCGUGCUGGAGGUGAUUAACGGCGGUUGGCCGGCGUUCUACGAAGACGAUGGCGAAGGAGAUCGGCGUCUCCUGACGAAGGAUGUGCCGGUGCUGAUCUUUGUCGGAAACGGUGGUGUGCCGGAUGUUUCCCCGUUGUUACCUGUGGAGAUACAGGAUUUUGUCGGCAAGUGUCUUAGCCGCAACCCGCGUGACCGCUGGAUGACUAAGGACUUGAAAGGGCAUCAGUUUCUGCAGUGCUCCAGGGAUGUUGUGGCGCAAUGGACCCUGCCGCCACCUAACAGACAAGAAGCGGACUGCAGCCGAGUACUGUGAGCGAAAAGCCUUUUGCUGGCCAUCUCAGCCGCUGGCACAUGGAAUUGCUGCUUCUUCUGCAAUAAUUCAGUAUUAUAUAUUACGAGCUGCUGUUGGUGCAGUUCGCCUUCACCUUUCUAGUGGUUUACGGCCAAAAAUUCGAAAAUAACAUCGAUCAACUCAUACUUAGUCGAUAUUGAUAGCGGCCAGACAGUGAUGUCACAACGCUGCACAAGUCCCAUUUUAUGAGUUGUUUGCUCUUGUGCUGUAGUAAUAAGAACAUUA
Messenger RNA from Paramacrobiotus metropolitanus, 1319 nucleotides. RefSeq lists its product as uncharacterized. The record is from RefSeq and is a predicted model, not a curated record. The coding region runs from base 33 to 1055 and encodes 340 amino acids. Gene Ontology annotation, biological process: protein phosphorylation. The transcript is spliced from 3 exons. Gene Ontology annotation, molecular function: ATP binding; protein serine/threonine kinase activity. Gene Ontology annotation, cellular component: cytoplasm. Lineage: Eukaryota; Metazoa; Tardigrada; Eutardigrada; Parachela; Macrobiotidae.